GGGUGCUACGGAUCAGAUUCGAGCAUCUAUAGCAUUCCAAGUUUGAUCACCCAAAACCUGACCAGGCAUCAGAGCAAAUUGAGUGAUUGUACAUGCCGAGCUUCGAUAUCCGGCACUUGGGCAACAUGCCCGCCAAUACCGCUGGUCUGUGGAAGCGGGUGACCUUCCUGCUGGCCCUGCCGGCCAUCGUCCUGUGCGCCGCGAACGCCUUCUCCGGACACAAGCACGUGGAGCGGGAGCCGUUCGCCAAGUACGAGUACCUGAGGCGCCGCACCAAGCGGUUCCCCUGGGGCGAUGGCAAUCGCAGUCUGUUCCACAACGCCGAGGUGAAUGCUCUGCCCGACGGCUACGAGGAUGAGGUGGCUGUGGAGGACUAGCAGCGCCCCAUGUCCAUUAUUUUACUUUUGAACUUAUUUUACUAGCAACUGAUGAACAAUCUGGGUAAAUGGAUUUUCGGAUUACCAUUAUGAUCGUUUGCCGAUUCCUUGCCCGCAAUAAAUUAAUCAUUGAGAUCGGA
Drosophila teissieri is the source of this 517-nucleotide messenger RNA. It is a transcript of the gene COX6AL, whose product is annotated as cytochrome c oxidase subunit 6A1, mitochondrial. The transcript is spliced from 2 exons. The record is from RefSeq and is a predicted model, not a curated record. Gene Ontology annotation, biological process: mitochondrial electron transport, cytochrome c to oxygen. Gene Ontology annotation, molecular function: enzyme regulator activity. Gene Ontology annotation, cellular component: mitochondrial inner membrane. NCBI's taxonomy places the organism in Eukaryota, Metazoa, Arthropoda, Insecta, Diptera, Drosophilidae. Bases 93 to 377 code for a protein of 94 amino acids.